AUGCCAUCUUCACAUCAUAAUAUUAUUGAAAGAACUCCUUCUUCACCACCUUCACGUCAUCAUAAUAUCAUUAAAAGAAUUCUAUCUGCUUCAUCACGUCAUCGUAUUAUUAAAGGCCACCCUGUUAAACAAGAAAUAUUUAUUAUUAGAGAUUCAACAUAUAGAUCUUAUAGUCUUUCCGCUACUAAUCCUAAUAGUAAUAGUUUGGGUAGACGUCAUUCUCGUUUAUUCGAUGCCUUUUCUCCAAUGUCUUCAGAUCGAAAAGCAAAUGAAACUUCACCAGUAUCAUCCAUGUUUAGUAAAGAAACUGAACUAAAUGUAUCGGAAAUGCCUGUUGACGAACUAAAAAAGACUUUAAUAUCCACUAAAAAACAAUUAUUAGAGGCUGAAAGCAAUGUUCCAAGCCAAUUGGAAAAUAUCGUAACAAAAGAUGCAGUUAAUAAUGAAUCAUCUCUAAGACAAAAGGCUGAGGCUGCUGUUGAACAAUUACAAUCUAAACUUCAAUCGAAUAGUCAAGAAUUGGAUGAAUUGAAAAAAGAAAAAGAUCAAGUACAACAAUUUAUUAAAGAUUCACAAUUAACAAGACAACAUUUAAAUGAAUUAGAAAACAACUUGAAGGAAUUGAGUGUCCAGAAAGAAUUAAUCAUUAAAGAAAUUGAAGGAUUGGCUAAUGAAAAGCAAGCUGAUCUUCCAAAAUCUCUUGCAAAACAUAUAUCUACUCAUCUCGACGAAGUCAAACAAACUUAUCUCAAUGAUAUAAGAUCGUUACAACUCGAACGUGAUGCGUUGAAAAUUGAGACAGAACUACUUCGCAAAGAACGAGAACAAUUACUUGAAGAUACUCAAAAGUUGAAUGAAAAGAAUUUAGAAUUGGCAGAAAUGAAUAAUGAAAUAAACAAACAGAUUGAACUGCAACAUAAAUCUAAAUUAAAUAAUGGAUUUAAUUUUUUCAAAAGUAAUAAAUCAGCAACUCCGUCAUUAACAUCGAUAUCAUCAUAUUAUGAAAAUUCAGACACUAAUAAUCGUCACAAUAAAUCCUCAAGUCAACACCAUCAUCAUAAAACACCAUCCUUGUAUAAUUAUGAAGCUGAAGUCUUGGAAAAUUCUACAGUGUCGGUACAAGUUCAACGAAAUAGUAUUGCAAGAGGCGAGACUCCAAAGAAAUUUAAAUGGAAAAAAGGAAACGUCUUCAAUAAAAUACUUGCAACCACUGCCACCGCCAUAGAAAAUAAAUCGCCUUAUAAUAUUAGUACACAUAAUAGCAAUUCUUCAAUAAGCUUACCUAUCACGAAUCAUGACAAUAGAGCUGAAGCUAAACAAAAAAUGUUAUUACAAAUGUUACAAAAUCAGGAAUCGCAACGUAAACAUAACUGGGAACAACCCAGUCCGCCCCGUAAUAAUGUUAAAUGUGAUUAUUGUCAAGAAAGAAUACUUAGUAACGAAUUGCGAUGUACAUUAUGUGGGUCAUGUAGUCAUAUAAAAUGUCAUACUUUUAUAACUGCUCCAUGCUAUAGUAAUAUUGAAAAUGAUUCUGAUAGUAUAACAUCAUCAAUAUCAAACAUAGUGGUAUUUGGUAAUGAUUUAACAAAACAAGCAGAAUUAGAGGGCGAAGAGGUACCAAUUGUGGUUCAAAAAUGUAUAAAAGCCGUUGAAAUCAGAGGAAUAUAUCGUAAAUCCGGAGGUGCAUCACAAAUGCGAUCAAUUGUAACUGCAUUUGAUAAAAACCUAGAGAUUGAUCUUGACAGCUCUGAACAAUUCAAUGAUAUUUCUGCAGUUACUAGUGUUUUAAAACAAUAUUUGCGAGAACUACCUAAUCCAUUAUUCACCUUUGAACUGUAUUCGAAUUUUAUAGAAUUGGUUAGUUUGGAAAAUAAUGAAGAAAAAUCAGAAACAUUCAAACAAUUAUUAUUAAAAUUACCAAAGGUUAAUUAUGCAACAAUAAAAUACUUGAUGUUACAUUUAUCCAGAGUAAAAGAACACGAGUCGGAAAAUUUAAUGAAUUCUAAAAAUCUUUCAGUGGUUUUUGGUCCAACAUUAUUACGUGGUCCAAAUCCAAAUACAGAAAUACUUGAUAUGAAUUACAAAAAUUCUGUAAUUGAAUAUAUUAUAGAAAAUGCUAAUGUGUUAUGUUUACAUUAUCAACUUACUUGGUAG
Messenger RNA from Entrophospora sp. SA101, 2154 nucleotides. The record is from the annotation of a GenBank genome assembly. NCBI's taxonomy places the organism in Eukaryota, Fungi, Glomeromycota, Glomeromycetes, Entrophosporales, Entrophosporaceae.